Molecule: messenger RNA, 2146 nt
Organism: Paramacrobiotus metropolitanus
Lineage: Eukaryota; Metazoa; Tardigrada; Eutardigrada; Parachela; Macrobiotidae
Exons: 3
Coding region: 530-2146 (538 amino acids)
Source: RefSeq, a predicted model, not a curated record
GAUUUUCCUAACGAUAUUUUACCACAAUUGCACAUCGUCAGCAUUAAUUAUGUUUUAAAUGUGAUUAAAUGUGAUUAAAAUUGAUUUAAAUGUUUUAAAUUAGGCUGUUAGUUAUUUUUGUUGUCAUCCUUCGAUACAUCGGUACAUAUAUAAAUAGACCAUGUGCGUUGGUUACUUGUAUGGCCGACAAGUAAGAAUCCAUCUAUACAAGUUACGUCAUGACCGAACCCACAACGCGGCGAUUCGCUGCCGCGCAAAUUAGAUGUAUGUUUGGAUGAGGGCGGAACCAAAAAUCCAUACACAUAAGGGCCUUACGUGUAUGGAUGAUAACUCCACCUCUUGCGCAUUUUUGGACCUGGCAUACAUAUCGUGCAGCUACGAAGCAGUAAGCACUUGUCCGUGUAGUAAAUCCAUGGGCAAAAUGUCCGAAAAUUACCGAGCUGCCCAUUUCUGAAAACUUUAUAGUUCUUUGUUAUUUGAUUGAAUUAAAAAAUCAACAAUUUACUUCCAAUAAUUUCAUUUAGUGAAAAUGUCUGCAAAAGAACCAAUCUCAGCGGAUACGCAUAUAUUUUUUACCGACCCUAAUAAACCCGGGCAAGUGUUUGCGAUUAAGCGCAAUCAAAACGCACCGGCGAACGGACAAAGUACAUCUUUAGCAGAGGCCUAUCGUAAAUCCUACAUGAAAUCCUACCAGCCAUCCACUGCUGGCACACAGUCGGAAAAGGAAUCAGAGCCAGGUGCAGUACAAGCUCCAGUUCCAUCUUAUUCCACUGGACUUCCGGGAGAUGUUGAAGUUGAAACGGAAGGUGAUUACGACAAUCCACAAAAGCCUGGAAAACCGGCUGAGCCUGGAGAUCCGGCUGAAAUUGAAGAAUCGGGCGAUGGAGAAGAGGCUCUCGGAACGCAAACCAGGUACAAACGCAAGCGAAUUCCUGCAGACGAAAAAACCUUGAAUAAGCUGAAAGCGGUGCUGGAAAAGAAUCCAUCUGACUAUCCAGAAAAAUCAGUGGAGCGAAGAGAAGCGUGGGUUUCAGCUGUAAAAUUAGCCAACGGAGAUGAUAAAAUCAACGUUAGAGAGACCGACAUAAAUGCCAUCAAAGCUGUGGUGCAACGACAUUUGAAGACGUAUAAAUCCAUCGAUAACGAAGAUCGCCCUACGGGAACGGAAAGAGACAUCGAAGUCUUUGACGAAUAUAUGCAGGUCAUGGAGCAAAUUUCUAAUUAUAAAGAAUCGGCACCUCUGGCUAUUCGCAAACCUGAAAAGGCAAAAAAAGAUGCUGCCAUUGCCAUACGUGCAAGGGCAACUAAGCUUGCAAUGACAAGUGGAAUGUCCGUGGAAAAGUUUGGCGACUUAAUGGACAACGGAUUAGGUGGCCAUACAGACAGCUACGAUGCAGAUUUUGAGAAUGGCGAUUUAGCCGAACGCUGCGAUGACAUGCGAUUUGACAAGGACGAGUUAUUGACAGUUGGUGAGGACGGUCAAUUUGAAUCAUUUUCCACGCUGGAUAAAAAAGCCAGGCUAUCCGGCUGCGACGAAAAAAGCCUUUUGAAAAGUUCCAGCGAAGAAAUCUCAGUCGCGAAUGAAAGCUUUAUGAAAGGCGCUAUGGCUACUGCAAGAAAAGCCGGAAAGCCGGCUGGUGUUCAGACACCGAAAAAGUCACCUUUCAAAGGCAUUAAAGAAGUUGCUGAAGCAGCGCGAAGAAAAGCAACCCACAUUCGCGGUAGCAGACAGCAAAUAGCUGCUUUGGCUGGUGGGCUGCAAUCGGCAGUGGAAAAGAUGUCUGACGGAGAACGCAUUACUAGCGCUAUGGAGCGGGAAGAGCGGGCCUUAGAUCGUGCUGCGGAAAAAGAAAAAGCCGAUGCUGAUCGAGCGGAGCGGAUUCAAAAGGACAAAGAAGACCGUGCGGAAAGAGAAUUAAUUCGACAACAGCAAAUCGAAAAAGAGGAACGAGACAGAGCCGAAAGAGAAGCCGUUCGAAAAUUGGAGCUUGAGCGGUUUAAAAUUGAAAUGGAACAUCGCGAAAAAGAGCAAGAAAAACGAUCGGAUGAAGUCAAAACGUUAAUUGGAUUCAUGGGCGAUUUUCUUAAAAAAUCUAAAACUACAAAAAAAUCUCAGGCGUCUGAAAAUGUUAAAAUAGCUGAGUAA